Molecule: messenger RNA, 2037 nt
Organism: Hemibagrus wyckioides
Lineage: Eukaryota; Metazoa; Chordata; Actinopteri; Siluriformes; Bagridae
Gene: aldh3b1
Product: aldehyde dehydrogenase 3 family, member B1
Exons: 10
Coding region: 221-1642 (473 amino acids)
Biological process (GO): aldehyde metabolic process
Cellular component (GO): cytoplasm
Molecular function (GO): aldehyde dehydrogenase (NAD+) activity
Source: RefSeq, a predicted model, not a curated record
UCAGAGGACAUGACAGUUUUUACGUGAAUUUGUCAGCUCAGUUCCUUCGACGCCAGUAUCCUGUACUACGAUGACAAACUCGACAAACUUGUUUGUUUGUUUUUUCCGUCUUAUGCACUUACACCCAGAAAUACCUCGAGACUGAAACCGGCGGUUUAACAGCGACUUGAGCACUGAUUUCACGAAGGCUUCAUAAACAAAAUAGACUCGGUGUGUUGAAAUGGAAGGUCAGAAGCAGGUGAUUGAGAGACUUAGGGCUGCGUUCAGGUCCAAAAUGACCGUUCCCCUGCAUUUCCGUCGCACUCAGCUGGAGGCUCUGCUGUCUUUACUAGAGGAUAACGAGGAACAGAUCUUGGAGGCACUGCAUAAAGACCUCGCCAAGCCCAAGUUUGAGGCAGCGCUGUCAGAAAUCGACAUGGUGUCCAAUGAUCUUCGUUAUACCAUCUGUAACUUGGAAUCCUGGGUGCAGCCAAGCUAUGUGGGGAAAAACCUGGCAACAAAACUAGAUGACUGCUUUGUACGCAGAGAACCUUUAGGGGUUGUGUUGAUUAUCGGCGCAUGGAACUAUCCUCUCCAGCUUAUUAUAGCACCACUGAUAGGUGCUAUUGCUGCAGGAAACUGUGCAGUUCUGAAGCCCUCGGAAAUCAGUCAAGCAACUGAGCGACUCCUCUCAGAGCUAAUACCAAAAUACCUGUCUCAGGAGUGCUUCGCUGUUAUUUGUGGAGGAGCAGAGGAAACCAAAUUAUUGUUGCAGAACCGAUUUGACCAUAUUUUCUACACAGGCUCUCAGGUGGUGGCACGGAGCAUCCUGCAGGCAGCAGCAGUGCAUCUCACCCCUGUCACUCUGGAGCUGGGUGGAAAAUGCCCGUGCCUCAUUUACGGCCGCCUAGACAUCAAGGCUGCUGCGAAGAGGCUUGUAUGGGCCAAGUUUUUCAACGUAGGGCAGAGCUGUGUGGCACCAGAUUAUGUCCUGUGCACAGUAGAGAUGCGAGAUGCACUGAUUCCCAUGAUCAGAGAAGCACUGGAGAGCUUCUAUGGGCAGCAGAUUCAAGAGAGCCCGGACUAUGGCCGAAUCGUGACAGAUAGACACUGGAACAGACUCAUGGAGCUCCUGGGAAAAUCUCAAGGAAAGGUGGUCAUAGGAGGAGAAAGCGUGAAAGAGGACAAAUACAUUGCUCCCACAGUGCUUGUGGACGUGACCGAAUCAGACGUUCUAAUGCAAGAGGAAAUCUUUGGCCCCAUUCUUCCCAUCCUCACUGUGGAGACUGUAGAGCAAGGCAUCCGUUUCAUCAACGAGAGAGAGAAGCCACUGGCACUCUAUGUGUUUUCUGAUCAGUCUCAGGUGGUGAAUACAGUAUUAGAGCAGACCAGCAGUGGAGGGUUUUGCUCAAAUGAUGGAAUAGUUCACAUGACACUUCCUGGUUUGCCUUUUGGAGGAGUAGGUGCAAGCGGGAUGGGCAGUUAUCACGGCCGCUGGGGCUUUGAGACGUUCAGUCACAGACGGGCGUGCAUGCUGCGAGGCUGGGGACUCGAGCGCAUCAGCGUGCUACGGUAUCCUCCAUACCAAGAGUCGAACCUGGGCUGGCUGCGCUGGGCCACACAGGCCAAAAAGAACGGUUGGGGAGCAUGCAGCAUCCUUUGAAUUUUGUCCUGUUUGCUGAACAUAUGGCUUUUACCAGUUCUUGGUAUGGUUUUUAUGUUCUUGGUUGGUCAGUGUAAGGAAACCAAGCAUGUAAAAGCACACAAGAAAUAAAAAGCUAUAUGCUGUUUGUGUGCUACACACUGGAAAAAAUGACACUUUUUCUAUCUUUACUUAAUAACAACACUGUCUACUCCAACACUAUCUAGUCACUACGAUGACUCAAUGGUUUGGUACAUGUUUUCUGAAUACGAAACCAGUCAUGAUGUGUCCCAUUUCCUGUUUUAAUUAAAGUAAAUGUUACAUAUUACAUCAUGUAAAUAUUCAGCCAGAGUACAUGAGGUUGCAUUUGUGAUAUUGUGUUAAAUUUAUCCUUAAAAAUAAAACACUGUACACUU